GUACAGCAUGCUGUGAGCGAAACGCUCUAGCAUUUCAGUAGUGUUGAAACGGUUGCACUGAUCCGAUCGCUCAAAGAAAAAAAUAUUACCUCCCUAGGAUGAUCAAAACAGGAAUGGGAUCACUAGUGCCGCGAUUUCUCCGGCAACAGACGGCAGCGGCUCAAAGCACGGUGGUGUCGGUGAAAAAUUAUGCAACCGAGGCAACGUUCGAGACAAAGCCCUUCAAGCUGCACAAUCUUAAAGAGGGUCCGCCUACCACCGGCAAGGUAUCGCGCGAUGAAGCCAUCAAAUAUUACCGCCAGAUGCAAACGAUCCGCAGGCUGGAAACGUCGGCCGGUAACCUCUACAAGGAGAAGCUGGUGCGUGGCUUCUGCCACCUUUACUCCGGCCAGGAAGCGUGUGCUGUCGGUAUGAAGGGUGCAAUGCGAUCGCAGGAUAAUAUCAUAUCCGCAUACCGUGUGCACGGUUGGACGUACCUGAUGGGUGUUUCUCCCAAGGGUGUGCUGUCGGAGCUGACCGGCAAGCAGGGUGGUUGUGCACGGGGCAAGGGUGGUUCGAUGCAUAUGUACGCACCGAAUUUCUACGGUGGCAACGGGAUUGUGGGUGCACAGGUGCCACUCGGUGCCGGUGUUGCGUUGGCCUGCAAGUACAAGGGAAAUGGAGGCGUCUGUCUCGCGCUGUACGGUGAUGGUGCGGCUAAUCAGGGGCAAAUCUUCGAAGCGUACAAUAUGGCCCAUCUGUGGAAGCUGCCGUGCAUAUUUGUGUGCGAAAACAAUGGAUAUGGAAUGGGAACUAGCGCCGAACGUGGCUCUUGCAAUGUAAACUAUUAUCAACGUGGCGACGUCCUUCCGGGAAUUUGGGUGGAUGGUAUGGAUGUUGUUGCGGUACGCCUUGCUACGGAAUUCGCCAUCAAUCACGUGCUAAACAUUGGUCCGGUUGUAAUGGAGGUGUACACUUAUCGCUACUCGGGACACUCCAUGUCCGAUCCGGGCACGAGCUACCGCACGCGUGAAGAAGUUCAAGAAGUGCGUCAAACGCGUGAUCCCAUCUCCUCGUUUAAGGAGAAGAUCCUCUCAGCUGGGCUAGCGACAGCAGAUGAACUGAAGGCCAUGGAUAACGAGAUUAAGAAGGAAGUGGAUGAAGCAACCAAACAAGCGAAAGCAGACACCGAAAUCGGGCUGCCCGAACUUACGACCGAUAUUUACUCGAAUAAUCUUGCGGAUGCAGACAUCCGUGGAUGCACACCCGGCUCGUGGCUUAAGCACGCUACACUAAAGCGCGCCGUAAACCUGUAAAUUGC
This is a messenger RNA of Anopheles maculipalpis, 1300 nucleotides long. RefSeq names its product pyruvate dehydrogenase E1 component subunit alpha, mitochondrial-like. Gene Ontology annotation, cellular component: intracellular membrane-bounded organelle. Lineage: Eukaryota; Metazoa; Arthropoda; Insecta; Diptera; Culicidae. The coding region runs from base 99 to 1295 and encodes 398 amino acids. Gene Ontology annotation, biological process: pyruvate decarboxylation to acetyl-CoA. Gene Ontology annotation, molecular function: pyruvate dehydrogenase (acetyl-transferring) activity. The transcript has 6 exons. The record is from RefSeq and is a predicted model, not a curated record.